This is a messenger RNA of Fusarium redolens, 1383 nucleotides long. RefSeq lists its product as uncharacterized. The record is from RefSeq and is a predicted model, not a curated record. NCBI's taxonomy places the organism in Eukaryota, Fungi, Ascomycota, Sordariomycetes, Hypocreales, Nectriaceae. The transcript is spliced from 4 exons. Bases 1 to 1383 code for a protein of 460 amino acids.
AUGAACGCAGAGAGGCCAGUGAUCCACUCCCUCUGCGACCCUGCUCUAGCUACUCCGUCAUCAGACGAUAUAGGCCUGCCCUGGCCGGGAGCUAAAAGAGAUCUUGUGAGGGGACGUAUUCUAUCAUACAAAAUAAAGCAUUACCGCUUCGACAAACUCGCUUUCCUAUCGACUGCCUUACUCCAUGCAGUGGUGCCCGCAAGGGCUUCAUCCUGUCAAAUUCUUUCCAUUCAGAGCCCAGCGGCCGUCCAGAGCGGUUCGCUCUGGAGGACCUCAUGUAUCGGAGGCACGCUGGCGGGCACCUAUCGAGUGGGGGAUUAUACCGUGGACUACUCGGGUCAGGGCUCACAAUCAGGACAGCAAAAUCAACAUCAGCAAGCAUAUGAUACGUCACUCCAUCAGCGUUCACGACACCAGCAGCCUCGGGCCUCUAUUCACCAUCCAGGAGGCCCGGCUGCUGGUAUUCAUGGCACUCCCGACCCGCAUCACGGAAACCCUCAUGUCCAGCACGCAGCAAUGGCUCAACACCAUCAGCAUCCAUCACCGCAGAUGGUCAUGGACCCUUCUCAUCUAGGGCACCAUCGUCUGGGACCGCCUCAGUUUGGAGCCCCAGGACAAGUCAUGGCGCCUAUGUACCAGACUCUUUCGACCCCAACACCACCGAAUCACCCUCAGCAUUCUGUGCCUCCACCCGGCUCUAAGCGGCCACGACCCAGUGAUCUUGAUCUAUCUGUUACAGGAAUGGCUGACUUGGACCAUUCGGAUCUCAGUGGCAUGCAACAUACACCUUUGGGAGCAGCAUAUGCUCACGCUGCCGCCGUCGCAGUGUCACAGCCUCAACACCAGCCUAUACAUCACCACCACCAUCUCCCCGACUCGGAGCCACCUUCCAAGAUGAUGCGCCGCGAUGACGGCUUAGGGGGAGCUCCAAGCGUUGUGGGACAAAUCGGAAUGCCGGAUCCAGCACCUCGCCCCCGAGGACCUAAACUGAAGUUCACGCCAGAAGACGACCAGCUGUUGAUCGAACUGAAGGAAAACAAGAACUUGACGUGGAAGCAAAUCGCAGACUUUUUUCCAGGACGAUCUUCAGGGACAUUACAAGUUCGAUACUGUACGAAGCUCAAAGCCAAAACAACGAACUGGACAGACGAGACGGACCAAAAGCUUCGAACUGCCCUUCAGGACUACGAAAACGAGAAAUGGAGAAUCGUAGCCAAUAAAGUUGGCACCGGCUUUACUCCUGCAGCGUGUCGAGAACGGGCUGAGCAACUAAUGGUUGAGGAUCCAGCAACUUUGGCGGCUUUGUCACAGUCAUUAUCACCAGCUGUAGCCUCAAACGCAGAAUCCGAAGAGCCCUUAUAUUCCCAUCAUCAGCUUCAAUAA